AUGCAACGAUUUUCAGGUUGUUCUCACAGCGAUCUACAACCGCUUGAAAAUUAUGUUAAUCUUUCAUAUGACAAAGCAUUCUGUAUUGUAAAAUCCACUUUACGCAAUGUUAAUGCAAGUGAAUUACCAACAACAUGCAAAACCGGCAAAUUAUGGACACCACUUCCAAUGGCCACUUUGGCUGUGAAUAAUUCAAAUUACCAACGAAACAAUAUCGUCAAAAAUUAUGGUAUGUUUGGCUUUCAUAACAAUGACUAUUAA
This is a messenger RNA of Loa loa (African eye worm), 261 nucleotides long. RefSeq lists its product as hypothetical. The transcript is spliced from 2 exons. The record is from RefSeq and is a predicted model, not a curated record. The coding region runs from base 1 to 261 and encodes 86 amino acids. Lineage: Eukaryota; Metazoa; Nematoda; Chromadorea; Rhabditida; Onchocercidae.